Apis florea (little honeybee) is the source of this 2215-nucleotide messenger RNA. Its product is annotated as QRFP-like peptide receptor. Gene Ontology annotation, molecular function: neuropeptide Y receptor activity. The record is from RefSeq and is a predicted model, not a curated record. NCBI's taxonomy places the organism in Eukaryota, Metazoa, Arthropoda, Insecta, Hymenoptera, Apidae. Gene Ontology annotation, biological process: G protein-coupled receptor signaling pathway. Gene Ontology annotation, cellular component: plasma membrane.
GUUCGGCUUUCAGUUUAUAGAUACCGUUCUGUGAAGUAACAUCGUGACGUGUGAGUUGAAUCUCAAACUUUUUUUUGUGCUUCUUGAACAAUAAGUGAUACAAUUAGUGAAUAGUUUUAAACUAUGAGAACUAUACGACAUCUUAGAAUAUAAUAAAACAUGGUUUAACUACGUUUUUCGCAGUUACAUAUUUUUUAAGGGGGCGAGAGUAUGGGAACGCAUCAUCGACUCGGCGGUGGCGGCGUGUAAAAACGGUGGACAAGGGAAGCAUGGGAAGAAAAGCGGGCGGUGGAAGAUUUGUGGUCGCGGGGGGGAGGAAGGGCUCCCAAGGAAUCGCGUUGGAGGAAGGGAAAAUUGUCGAUGCAGUUAGCGUUUGAGAGGCGGCCACGAUGGAAAACGCGGUGGUGAACGAUGGUGGACGAGUGGACGCUGCUUCUCAACAAGUGUCGUUGUUAAGAAGUUAAUCGCAGCCAUGUCGAACGAGACAAAUGCCACGGACGAUUUCCUCGAUUACGAUAUCAACGACUCGUUGAGCCACUUCGAUUGGGCGGAAUUGGGGCCUGUCCUCGUCGUGUACUCCCUCACGUUUUUCCUCGGAUUAAUCGGAAACGUCGUCAUCAUUGGUUCAACACUGUGCCCCAGACUGAGACCUUUACCAGCGACACCGACCAACGUUUUUCUAGGCGGUUUGGCAACUGCCGAUCUUUUGCUUAUUCUUUUUUGCAUUCCUGUCAAGGUGGCGAAGCUGUUCUCAUACACGUGGACUAUGGGCCUGUUUCUAUGCAAGUCGGUGCACUAUAUGCAGAGCGUCUCGGCUAUUUGCUCGGUCGUCACGUUAACCGCAAUGUCGAUCGAAAGAUAUUACGCCAUAGUUCACCCUAUGCGGGCCCAGUACACGUGCACGAUAAGCCAGGCUCGCAAAAUAGUAAUUACAACUUGGGUGGCGUCCUUCCUUCUCGGUAUACCAAUGAUCUUCACACAGACACACAAGGAAGUUGGAUUGAGGGUAAUCGCUUACUGGUGCGUCCGUGAUUCCGAAGGUGGACUUUUAUGGCGCGCCCACGAGGUUUAUAUGCUGGUGUUGGUCCUGGUCUUACCCCUAGCCGUGAUGGCGUAUUGUUACACGGCAAUUUGCUGGGAGAUUUGGCGAGUCAUGAAGCGGCGAUAUCACAUGACAUCACGCCGCGUAUUGAAUCCAAGUAACGUCGACGCAGAAUCCAUACCCAUGACCCAGAGGAAUAGCGUACGAAACAAUAAUCGUCGUUCUCAACGAGAGGACAAUCAAACCGAAGAAGAGUCUCGAACGAUAAGACAGGUGGUGAAGAUGUUGGUGGCUGUGGUGGUGUUGUUCGUCAUUUGCUGGGGUCCGAUUCUCGUGGAUAACAUGCUAACAGCUUACGGAUACCUGCCACGCGUGAAAGCUGGCACGUACAAACACCUUAACACCGCUUUUCAGCUGAUGGCUUAUUUUAACAGUUGCAUAAAUCCAAUCGUUUAUGGAUUUAUGUCGAAACACUUCAGGGAGAGUUUCCUGGCCGCUGCCUGCGGCAGCUGGUGGAUCUGUUGUCCCCGGAGAGGGUACAGGGCGCCGGUGAAGAGGCAUCCGAGCCUAAGCCAGACAAGGACGACCAGUAUAAGAUGGACUUGAUUAUUUCGUCGUGCCCGGCCCACGUCGAGGCAAUUGUGUCACAGGUAAAAAUCUGGUCGGCCAUUGAACUAUGCCAGAAGAGGCUAUAGAAAGAGGAAGAAAUCCUGUUCCUAAUGAGAAAGACGAUGCUACUUCGAGUUUAUCGUUGAAUAAUCAACGAAUUUCGAAACGAUUUUUCACCACUUUUUCGCCAAAUGUCGUAUUCCUCGAGCGUGAUAUGAUGCUGAAAGCUCAUAUUUGAAGGAAUAUAGACAGGAUUUUUUAAUCGUGAAAAACUGGAAUAUACCUGGAAUAUUAGAGUGAAAGAACGAAACUUUCAAAAUCUAAUAUUCGAUAAUAUUUAAAAAUCGUUUACGAAUCGAGAUGAAAAAGAGGAGAAAGAUUGUGAGGCUCGAAGAGGGUAAAAGCUCUUUCUCAAAUCUCUGAUUAAUUGUAAAACAAUGUAAUCUAUGUGUCUAUUUAUUUGUACAUACAUAAAUGUAUAUAUAUAUAAUAAUUUUCAUUAUCCGUUUCGUAAAACUGCAUGCAGAUCACCAUAUCGAGCAAAUAAAAGAAGAAACAAUAAAU